CGGCGGGCCUUCCCGUCGUGCCUUGCGCUUCCCCUUCUCCUCAGGCAGCAGAGCGAGACGCUUGGUGGACCGAGAUGGCGGACGUGCUGGACCUCCAUGAGGCGGGCGGCGAGGACUUCGCCAUGGACGAGGACGGCGACGAAAGCAUCCACAAGCUGAAGGAGAAAGCAAAGAAGCGGAAAGGCAGAGGCUUUGGAUCAGAGGAGGGUUCCAGGGCCCGAGUCCGUGAGGACUACGACAGCGUAGAGCAAGAUGGAGAUGAGCCGGGUCCUCAGAGAUCGGUAGAAGGCUGGAUUCUCUUUGUCACGGGGGUCCACGAGGAGGCCACAGAAGAGGACAUUCACGACAAGUUCGCAGAGUUUGGUGAAAUCAAGAACCUCCACUUGAACCUUGAUCGGCGGACCGGCUACCUCAAGGGUUACACGCUAGUGGAGUAUGAAACCUACAAAGAAGCGCAGGCCGCAAUGGAGGGGCUGAACGGCCAGGAUCUCAUGGGGCAGCCGAUCAGCGUGGACUGGUGUUUCGUCAGGGGUCCUCCGAAAGGGAAGCGAAGGGGUGGCCGUAGAAGGAGCAGGAGUCCUGACCGGAGGAGGCGCUGAAGCGUGUUUUUUUGUGUGUGUGUGUGUAUGUGUGUGUGUGUAUUUUACUUUUCCUGUAGUGUAAAAUCAUCCUGGGUGAUGCUGAGAGGGGUGUUCAUGUGCAUUGCCUCAUCCCCUCCUGGUUAAUUUUAUAUUUGUCCAUUUGGGUUAUUUCUUUAUUUUGAUCCCUCUCUGUAUUGAUGUCUCAAAGUAUUUGUGAUCUUCUGUUAUUUUGCAUACUUUGACAAGAGAACCAGAUACCUGUCUGCUUUUUAAGCCUGAGAGGGACUCUUUGGAUAACACCAUUUGGAAUAAAAAGGCUAUGGAUUUUUUUAAAAACAAAA
Elgaria multicarinata webbii is the source of this 922-nucleotide messenger RNA. It is a transcript of the gene RBM8A, whose product is annotated as RNA binding motif protein 8A. NCBI's taxonomy places the organism in Eukaryota, Metazoa, Chordata, Lepidosauria, Squamata, Anguidae. Gene Ontology annotation, molecular function: mRNA binding. The coding region runs from base 75 to 599 and encodes 174 amino acids. The transcript has 6 exons. The record is from RefSeq and is a predicted model, not a curated record. Gene Ontology annotation, biological process: RNA splicing. Gene Ontology annotation, cellular component: cytoplasm; exon-exon junction complex; nucleus.